Danio rerio (zebrafish) is the source of this 899-nucleotide messenger RNA. It is a transcript of the gene cep20, whose product is annotated as centrosomal protein 20. Lineage: Eukaryota; Metazoa; Chordata; Actinopteri; Cypriniformes; Danionidae. Gene Ontology annotation, biological process: microtubule anchoring. Gene Ontology annotation, cellular component: microtubule organizing center; centriolar satellite. The record is from RefSeq and is marked validated.
GCGGAAGCGUCAGGUCACUACAGGAGGGUUUCAAUGGCAACCAUCACUGAGUUGAAAAGCGCGCUGAGGGAGACUCUAGAGGCCCGCGGGGUCCUGGGGCAGCUGAAGGCUCGAGUCCGGGCGGAGGUGUUCAGCGCGCUGGAUGACCCGAACACCCCACGGCCGCCGCUGUCUCACGACAACCUUCUGAUCAACGAGCUGAUCCGAGAAUACUUGGAGUUCAACAAGUAUCGGUACACCGCUUCAGUGCUGACCGCAGAAUCAGGUCAGCCUGAAGUUCCUCUGGACCGUGAUUUUUUGGCCAAAGAGCUCAACGUGGCAGAAGAUUCAAGUGCCAGAUCAGUGCCGUUGUUGUAUGGAUUGUUCCAUCAUUUUCUUAGCAGUAAGGAAGAGCACAAAGGACAAAUCUUUCUAAAAGGCUCAGCAACAGUUACUUCACAAGAACCACAUGGUCACCGUGAUGCGGAGUCAUAAACAUGAAAGCUCUACUGUCAUCUAGAACCAACACAAAAGAGGACAUCACAAGAUCCCAAGUAAACAGUUGUUGCACAGCUGUUGUCAAAGAGGCCAAAAUAGUUCUACUCCCCUUUUACUUAGAAUAUUUUUAUAUUCUUUUUAUAUUUUUAUUUAUUUUUUUGUCAUUUUUAUUUUUUUAUUUUCUGAAUAUAAGCAAUGUGAUUAUUACAUUUACCUUCUCAUCUGCAUAUCUGAUGUGUGCUAAAUAGAAGUUGUUUUUACAUAUGAUCAAAUGAUUUUGAAUUUAAUUUGUAUCGUUUUCUUUUAAAUAUUUUCAAUAUUAAAUUUACUUCUGCAGUAAAAUACCUGUAUUUUUAAAAACAAUUUACGCUUACACUCAUUGUUCUGCUUUAAGGGUUUGAAUUUUUUGGGUUCAUAGAUGC